Molecule: messenger RNA, 1545 nt
Organism: Pelmatolapia mariae (spotted tilapia)
Lineage: Eukaryota; Metazoa; Chordata; Actinopteri; Cichliformes; Cichlidae
Gene: sctr
Product: secretin receptor
Exons: 13
Coding region: 1-1371 (456 amino acids)
Biological process (GO): adenylate cyclase-modulating G protein-coupled receptor signaling pathway; cell surface receptor signaling pathway
Cellular component (GO): plasma membrane
Molecular function (GO): G protein-coupled peptide receptor activity; secretin receptor activity; peptide hormone binding
Source: RefSeq, a predicted model, not a curated record
AUGUGGAUCUCGACAGAAAUUACAGUUAUUGCACUUCUUCUGCAGCGCUGUCCCCAUGGCAUAUCCAGCGUUAUAGCUCUUUCAGUGUGUUUACAGGUUGAAGCUGUUCGUCCUGAAUGCGACCCAAACUACAUUUUGCUCCAAGAUGAAGUGUCCUGUUUGGAGCUGCUCAACAAGACUUCCAUCAGCCAAGGACGACAGCAGACAGAAUGCAGGGGAUGGUGGGACCAUGUUAACUGUUGGCCCCAUGCUGCAGUUGGAGAUGUUGUGUCUCAGCCAUGUCCAGGUUUUCUACACACCACUGGGCAAGUUUUCAGGAACUGCACAGAGCUUGGCUGGACUGAUCCCUACCCUCCACAUGAUAUAGCAUGCGAGUAUGGCUUUAAUGAAAGCCUUCCUCUAGAAGUGCACAGCUCCCAGAGGUACUUCCUGUUUGUGAGAAUCAUGUACUCUGUGGGUUACAGUGUUUCCCUUGUCUUCCUCAUCACAGCUGUUGCUAUUCUCUCCCUUCUGAGGAGGCUCCACUGCACACGCAACUUUAUCCAUGUCCAGCUCUUCCUCUCCUUCAUCUUCCGAGCCGUACUCAUCUUUAUUAGGGAUGCAGUUCUGUUCUCAAAUGAAGACAGCUUUCACUGUCACAUCUAUACGGUCAGUUGUAAAUUUGCCACUGUGCUGUCUAACUACUGCAUCAUGGCCAACUACAGCUGGCUGCUGGCUGAGGGCUACUACCUGUACAAACUUGUCAGCGCCUCGCUGUUCGCUCAGAGGAAACACUUGUCAUGGUACAUCAUCCUUGGCUGGGGUUCUCCAGUGAUUAUCAUGAGUGGCUGGAGUUUUGCUAAGUACCUCCAUGAAGAUGAAGGUUGCUGGGAGAUGAGAAGCAGUGAAUGGAUCUGGUGGAUUCUCAGACUUCCCGUUCUACUCUUCAUUAUAGUGAACUUGUUGUUCUUCAUGUGUAUCCUAAAAAUACUGGUGGCCAAGCUAAGGACACAAGACAUGCCCGGCAAUGAAUUCAAUCACUACAGGAAACUUGCCAAGUCAUCGUUCCUCCUGGUGUCGCUCUUUGGCUUACACUACAUUCUCUUUGCUUUCCUUCCACACCAAGUCCGUGGCAGGACCUAUGAAAUCUGGAACUUUAUUGAGCUGGCUUUUGCUUCUACUCAGGGAUUUGUCGUAGCGCUUCUGUACUGUUUCCUGAACGGGGAGGUGCAGAACGAGAUCCAGAGGAGGUGGCGGAGGUGGAAGAUGAAGCACCACGUGCAGUUGGAGCACAGGAGGAAGUGCGGCAGCAUGAGCCAGAGCGGGGGUGGCCCCACCAACAUCACUCUUCUAUUUAAAUCAGCCUCCACACCCGAGUCUGGUCUGGUGUAGCAUGAUACGAGGUUCCUCAGCGAGAGAAAUACAAGAUGAUGUCUUCUCCAUUUUAGACACAAAUGUGUACAAAGAAGGCAGAGCAACAAAACUAAGUACACUUUUCCAAAUGUAUCUGAAAUUCAAUUUCAGAUGAUAUAUAUAUAAACAAUCCGCAUACACUCACAUGUUAAA